This is a messenger RNA of Acanthosepion pharaonis, 1068 nucleotides long. Lineage: Eukaryota; Metazoa; Mollusca; Cephalopoda; Sepiida; Sepiidae. The record is from the annotation of a GenBank genome assembly.
AUGUGCCGGUACACGAAUCUAUCUAUCUAUCUAUCUAUCUAUCUAUCUAUCUAUCUAUGUAUCUAUCUAUCUCAGUCUAUUCAGAUCUAUCUUCUAUCUAUCUAUCUAUCUAUCUAUCUAUCUAUCUAUCUAUCUAUCUCAGUCUGUUUAGAGAUAUCUAUCUACCUAUCUAUCUAUCUUUAUCUAUUCAUUACUUUCUUUCUUUCUUUCUCAGUCUGUUCAAAUUUAUCUAUCUGUCUAUCUAUCUAUCUAUCUCAGUUUCUUCGUAUCUAUCUAUCUAUCUAUCUAUCUAUCUAUCUAUGUCUGUUCAUUUCUUUCUUUCUCAGUCUGUUCAAAUCUAUCUAUCUAUCUAUCUAUCUAUCUAUCUAUCUAUCUAUCUAUCUAUCUAUCUCAGUCUGUUCAGAUCUAUUUAUGUACCUAUCUAGCUAUCUUCAUCUAUUCAUUUCUUUCUUUCCUUCUUUCUUUCUUUCUUUCUUUCUUUCUUUCUUUCUUUCUUUCUUUCUCAGUCUGUUCAAAUCUAUCUAUCUAUCUAUCUAUCUAUCUAUCUAUCUAUCUAUUUCAGUUUCUUCGUUUCAAUCUAUCUUUCUAUCUAUUUCAGUUUCUUCUAUCUAUCUAUCUAUCUAUCUAUCUAUCUAUCUAUCUAUCUAUCUAUCUAUCUCAGUCUGUUCAGAUCUAUCUAUCUACCUAUCUAGCUAUCUUCAUCUAUUCAUUCAUUUCUUUCUUUCUUUCUUUCUUUCUUUCUCAGUCUGUUCAAAUCUAUCUAUCUAUCUAUCUAUCUAUCUAUCUAUCUAUCUAUGUCUGUUCAUUUCUUUCUUUCUCAGUCUGUUCAAAUCUAUCUAUCUAUCUAUCUAUCUAUCUAUCUAUCUAUCUAUCUAUCUAUCUAUCUAUCUAUCUAUCUAUUUCAGUUUCUUCGUUUCAAUCUAUCUUUCUAUCUAUUUCAGUUUCUUCGUAUCUAUCUAUCUAUCUAUCUAUCUAUCUAUCUAUCUAUCUAUCUAUCUAUGUCAAUUUUGUCCACACUUUCCUCCCUACAUUUUUUCUUUGUCAGACGUAAAUGACACCAAUGCAUAG